Messenger RNA from Microcebus murinus (gray mouse lemur), 1517 nucleotides. The record is from RefSeq and is a predicted model, not a curated record. NCBI's taxonomy places the organism in Eukaryota, Metazoa, Chordata, Mammalia, Primates, Cheirogaleidae.
GAGACGAGAGCGAAGCUUCGAAGAACGCGGGCAACAUCCGGGCACUUGGGGCCGUCGACCUGAGGCGUGCCUUCCGACCUUGCCUUUCAGGGCCUGAUAGCCAUGCUGAAGUGCGUGAUGAGCGGCAGUGAGGUGAAAGUAUUUGGGAAAGCAAUCCAAGCUUUAUCACGAAUUAGUGACGAGCUGUGGCUAGACCCUUCUGAAAAAGGUCUUGCUCUAAGAUCUGUGAAUUCUUGUCGGUCUGCAUAUGGAUGUAUCCUGUUCUCUUCUUUGUUUUUUCAACAUUAUCAAUGGUCAACCUCAGUGAAAAUGAAUGGUAAUGACACCAUAUUGAAUUUAAAUUGCAAAUUGGGAAUGAAGUCAAUUGGGCCCAUCUUUAAAUGUCUGAAUUCCCUUGAAAGAAAUGUAGAAAAGUGCAAAAUAUUCACCAAAUCUGAUAAGUGCAAAGUAGUUAUUCAAUUCUUCUGCAGACAUGAUUUGACAAAUUCUGUGUACAGCGAGAUGGUUGUUGGCCCGGAAGAGUUUGACUUCUUUCAAAUUGGAGUGGACACUGAAAUAACAUUUUGCUUCAAGGAAUUGAAAGGAAUGCUGACAUUUUCAGAAGCUACACAUGCUCCUAUAUCUAUUCAUUUUGAUUUUCCUGGGAAGCCGAUGGCUUUAAGUAUUGAUGAUAUGCUAGUGGAAGCUAACUUUAUUUUGGCUACAUUAGCUGAUGAGCCAAGUAGGGCAUCUUCGCCACAAUCCCUGUGCCUUCCACAGAAGCGAAAAUGGUCAGAUGGGAUGCAGUCAGAUUCAAAGGCUGAUGAAAAUGUAACCAGCCAGGCCCUGGAGUGUAUCUCGAGAAAAGCGGCACCCAAAAGGCUUUAUCCUGAUGAGACUUUCACAAACAACUCUACGUUGGGAAACUGUGGCAGCUCUAUAAUGGAGAGAGCAACUGGAGACAUCAGUGAAGUACCGGAAAGCAGUGUCAGUGACACAGAGGAAGUGCCAGGGUCUCCAUAUCUCAGGAAGUGUGAUGCAGAAAAGAAUUUAAUGGAAGUGAUGCCAAAUAUUUCUAUAUUUUCUGAUGUAGAACAGCAACCUCCACUGCCAAGAAAGCCUGGGUUUGGAAUGGAAUGAGGUGUAAGACAAAUGUCUCUGCUCUUUGGCCCUUUAAGAAUUAGCUUUUACCUGCACAAAUGGACUAAAAAUUCUGGCACAAAAACAUCAUUAUGUAAUAUCUUACUGUGUGUGUGCCUUUCCCUCCCCCAAACCUGUUUACAGUGAACUAUAACCUGACAAAAGAGACUUCUGUAAUAUCUCAUUGUUAAGUCUUGUGAAACCAUCAAACCCUAAGGAAGUGUUCACUGGCAAGCAAUUGUACUUUAGAUUUUGUGAGAAAUUCAUAAAGGUGGGUGACUGGAUUAGUAUGCUUUAGAAUGGAAUAGAAUUCUCACUGAAACCAGAAUGAAUUUGGCUCUUGUAGCUUAGUAAUGAGUCAUAGCUACCUACAAUAACCUAAUAAAAACUCAACUUCA